This is a messenger RNA of Papaver somniferum (opium poppy), 1371 nucleotides long. RefSeq names its product F-box/LRR-repeat protein At3g59190-like. NCBI's taxonomy places the organism in Eukaryota, Viridiplantae, Streptophyta, Magnoliopsida, Ranunculales, Papaveraceae. The transcript has 3 exons. Gene Ontology annotation, molecular function: protein binding. The record is from RefSeq and is a predicted model, not a curated record. Bases 1 to 1371 code for a protein of 456 amino acids.
AUGGUGGAGAAACGUAACAAAGAUAGAAUCAGCGAAUUACCUGAUACGUUAAUCCAUCACAUUCUGUCUUUCCUAAACAUUGGACAUGUUCUACGAACCUCUUUUCUGUCGAGAAGAUGGAGGUAUCUCUGGGUUUCUCUAAGAAUAUCCGAUCACUCUAUGGAUCGGAUGGAUUGGAAUGUGGAAGACUCUUUUAAAGCCUUGAACAGAUAUAUUAUUUUUGUGGAUAGAUUACUACUUCUGCGUGAUAGUUCAUCAGAUAUCCAGACCUUGGAACUUAGAUGGGAAAACGUUGGUAACUUCAAAAGUGAUUUGGGUUUUAAGUACGACGUUUCAAGACAUGUCGCAACAUGGAUUAUGGCUGCUGUUAAGCAUAAUGUUCAAGAGCUAAAUCUUACUUUGUUUCUAAGAGAGAUGAUUAAAUUGCCCGACUGUUUGUUCACCUGCAAAUCACUGACAAAGUUAAGUGUUCAUGGGUUUGGCAGGGAGUUGACAUCCUUUGGUCUGCCUGAUGUUGCUGUGUAUAAUUUCUCUCGGCUAAGAUAUCUGGAGCUUAAGGGAGUCUCACUUGCGGAUGAAAACUUAACUUGUAAGUUUUUUUCAAGCUGCCCAGUUUUAGAGUCAUUGGUGUUAGCAGACUGCAGUAUAAGUUUCAACUUUUCAUCUCUUAGUCUUAAACACUUUCACCUGGACAAUUGUGAGUCUAUUGAUUACUUUGACAUCACUAUUAAGUUAUCUGCUCCAAAUCUCACAUCCCUUGUCUGCAAAGAUUAUAUGUCACAAGACUAUUCCUUAAAGAACCUUUCUUCUCUGGUCACCGCUGAUAUUGGAAUGACAAUGAGCGACGGUUAUAGACUGGAAGAAACGCCGAAAGCUAUUUCAGAGCUUUCUAGAGAUGUUAAAGAGUUGUACGGUGCUCGAAUGAUAGAAUUUAUAAGAGCGGUACCCAACGUGACAGAUCUCACGUUGUCCUCACCUGGGUUCCUCGAGGUUGUAGCAUGGGUGUCAAGUAACUGCUUGAAUGCGAUAGCAUACUUGGUCAGGAUUUCCCCUAAUAUUGAAUCUAUUUGCUUAACAAUUGAGCAGACAGAGUUAAAUGCAAACAAUACAGGAGGUGAUUGGAUAGUAGGGUCGCCAUUUCCUUGCCUGCACUACCUCAAGUUUGUUCAAAUUCAGGGUAUCCAAGGAUGUUUUAAUGAACUCAAGUUUUUACAAAUUUUGUUAAAGAAAGCCAUAAUCUUGGAGAAAGUAAAGCUUUUCUGUUGUAAAAGAGACUCACCUGAUAGAACCAAACAAAUGAUGCAAUUCAAAGACAUGCUACCUGCAUUUCCUAGUACUUCUUCAAGUGUCUCAAUCUCAAUGCAGUUGUAG